AUGCCGACCAAUUUUUCCUCAACGGAUCCUGCCUUUGCGACCCAUCGCUUCCGCGUGCAGAGGGCCUCGCCGGAGCUGCCUGGGGAUUCUCCAACUGCGCCUGCAAAGACCGCGACCGUCACCCGCCCGGCGUGCGAUCGGUGCCGGCGUCUAAAGAAGAGAUGCAGCCAGAGUCUACCGGACUGUGCGGCGUGCAUCCAUGCCGGACGGAGGUGCUCGUACCAGGUGCUGCAGGCGCGCGUGCAGGAGUUGACGCAGUAUGUCACCGAGCUCGAGCAGGAGCGGGUUACCGGUACCGGUGUAGUUACACAGCAUGAACCUUGUGCUGCUGGUGAGACUGCCGCUGCCACUGCCAUUGCCACGAGGGCUGGUGACACAAGGACUGCUGAUACGAGGCAGCCACAACCGCAGCCACAGGCGAAUACACCUUGGACGGUUACACAGAGUCCAGGGACAGGGACAGGGACAGGGACAGGGACAGGGACCGCUGUUACACCCGCGCGCGUGGAGAUUCCCGACCCGAGUGUGCUGGUUGAUGCGUUCUUCCACCAUGUGUACAGGGCGUAUCCGUUUAUCGAUGAGGAGAGGGUCAGGAAGGCGUCGGUCUCUUGUGUGCCUGAUUCGCGCGAUACGGACGCUAUUAUUCUGUAUAUGGUCAUGGCUAUUGGGAAUACCAGUCUUGAGCGCUCGGGCAAGGCUCCCCCUGGGAUUACGGCGGCGUUUGAUAUCCCGUAUGCGGAUAUCAUGCAGCGGUGUAUCAUGGAGGAGGGUAUUGACUCGAUUCAGAUCCUGACGUUACUUGCUCUGUAUUCCCUCUUCGAUCCCCUCGGGCCUUCGACUUGGUCUAUUGUGGGCAUUAUCACGCGGCAAGCGAUGGCGCAAGGCCUGACUCGACCGGUCGUUUCGGAAGACCUAUCACCAAAAGAGGUCGAGCUGCGUCGGCGGCUGUUCUGGAGUAUCUUCGGACUAGACCGGAUGAUGGCUGCAUCAGUAGGGGUGACGCCAGGCCUGGUCGGAGACGAGAUGGACAUUCCAUUUCCUGCAAUCACAGUUGAAGAAUUCGCAUCGAUAAAGCGGGCUGAGCAUGCCUCGAUGCUGCAGGUCAGCCGGCAUGUCAUUGAGCUGCGCCAGCUGGAAGCAAAGAUCAUGGCCACGGUCCAUCUGCAACGACGAGUAGCAGUCAGUGCACUCACGCAGGCAGACCGCAGGACGAUAACGACGCGACUGCGCUCGGAGAUCGAGAACUGGUACAGUCAUGGGUGUCUGAUCUCGCGGCCGGAAUUGGACAAUGUCCGGCUUCACGAUACGAUGGGAUGGUUGAAUGCGCGGUACUACCAUCUGCUUCUCAUUCUCUAUUAUCCAUGCCAGUUCAACUCGGGGUCUUCGGCGCAGGGAACUGCCCGGGUUACUGCGUUGCUUGAGCUCGUCCGCAAGUUCACCCAGUAUAACCGCGUCCUGCUCAGUCACCAGCAGCUACCCCUGAACCGGGUAACGCUGAGCCGACUGUUCCCGCCGUGCUUGAUCCUGAUAUACUGCUUCUCCCACGGCAGUACAAGCAGUUUCCACGCGCGGACUGAGAUCCGCGCCUUUGUCGACAUCCUGGACAACUUCCCCGGCUCCUGGGCGCACGCAAAACGACUGGCACGGAUCCUCAUCGAGCUCGACGAACUGGUCGCGGGCCACGAGGCGUACCCUUUGGAAGUGAAUAAAGAGGAAUGGCUGCGCUCAUUGCGCCGGGAGAUGGUGUCAUUGCUCGGUGAAACCCUCGGCAAGGCGAGUUGCUACCAGGAUUUAAUCGACUACGAGGAGCAGGAGGGAAAUCUGUCGUAUGCACGGGCAGCGGACGAGUCGCCGAACAUGUCUGCGCCGCCGUUUCUGCCUGUUGAUCACGACUCGAGCACGAUUGUAUGCUCGUUCCUGUAG
Aspergillus puulaauensis is the source of this 1923-nucleotide messenger RNA. Its product is annotated as Zn(II)2Cys6 transcription factor. Gene Ontology annotation, biological process: positive regulation of transcription by RNA polymerase II; DNA-templated transcription. Lineage: Eukaryota; Fungi; Ascomycota; Eurotiomycetes; Eurotiales; Aspergillaceae. The transcript has 2 exons. Bases 1 to 1923 code for a protein of 640 amino acids. The record is from RefSeq and is a predicted model, not a curated record. Gene Ontology annotation, molecular function: sequence-specific DNA binding; DNA-binding transcription factor activity, RNA polymerase II-specific; zinc ion binding.